Molecule: messenger RNA, 4194 nt
Organism: Larimichthys crocea (large yellow croaker)
Lineage: Eukaryota; Metazoa; Chordata; Actinopteri; Sciaenidae
Product: TRPM8 channel-associated factor homolog
Exons: 12
Coding region: 233-2986 (917 amino acids)
Biological process (GO): positive regulation of protein targeting to membrane
Cellular component (GO): plasma membrane
Molecular function (GO): transmembrane transporter binding
Source: RefSeq, a predicted model, not a curated record
CCCAUGGCGUUAAUUACCUCUCUCUUUCAACAACAAACACAGUCCCACAUAGCGCAGGUUUUUUUUUAUUUUUUAUUUUUUUAUUUGCUGAGCCGUGUGCAUUCACGUGAGUCCGUGAGGUGAAGUAAGACAGUAUAUAUAUCCCUUCAUCCACCCAGCCAGCCCGACAGAAAUCGAAGAAGGAAGCUAAGAUCAGGACGAGAGUACUUACAGAGCAUCCAACGUUUUCACCAUGUCCUAUCCCACACAAAACCACCAUGAAAGUGCCUACAUGUCUUUGAUGAAAGGCUUGAGCGAGCUGAACCUCCAAGGCAGUACUGUUCCCAGCGACCUAGUUCUGACUGGAGACCAUGCAUUUCCUUUAGCAAUGAACAGUCAAGGCCACGUCCUGAUGGCUGCCUCUCUGUACGGCUCUGGAAGGAUUGUGGUCCUGGGUCAUGAGAGCUACCUGACUGCCUUUCCUGCUCUCAUAGAGAACGCUCUGAUGUGGCUGCAAGGAGAUGGAUCUGACAACCUGUGUGUGGGGGUCCACAAAAAUGUUAUGGGAGUUGCUGAUAACCUCAGCAACUCCGUCUUCCAAGCCAAAGUUGUCGAGGCCUACAGUGACAACCUGGGUGUAGGUGUGUAUGUGACUGAUGCCUACAGUGUGGGUGCGAACGUGAAGGACCUGGUGGCAUUCAUGAAAGCUGGAGGAGGAGUGCUGAUAGGGGGUCAGGCGUGGAGUUGGGCUGCAGAUCACCCUAAAGAAAACACGCUGCUUCAGUUUGAAGGAAACAAAGUUUCAGCUGUGGCAGGGAUCUACAUCUCUGAUCAUCGGGGUGAGGCAGAGUGCCUGCCUGUCUUCCCACAGAUUCCAUCCUCCUGGAUGUCUGCAGUAAUCGGUAAGGAUUUUGAGGAUGACCUAGAGUUCUUACUCAAGGGUGUGUCAGAGUUUGACCUCCAAGGUGGAUCAAUUGCUUCUGAAGUUCUGGUCCACGGCCCGCUAGCCUUUCCCAUUGGGACCACAGGCGAUGGACGAGCAUUCCUGGCGGGAGCCUACUAUGGGCAGGGACGGGUCAUUGUGGUUACACAUGAAGGAUUUCUAGGACGAGAGACACUGGCUCCAUUUUGGAUCAAUGCCAUUCAUUGGUUGGAUGAAGGCCGGCAGGGGGUCGUUGGUGUAGAGCCCGGCUACCUAGUCGACACCCUCAGCAAAUCAGGGUUAAACUGUGAGAAGUCAAACUUCAGGAAAGACCUGAGUGUGUUUGUGUGUACAGCAUACAGAGAUGAUCAUGCACAGGAAAUCCAAGACUUUGUGGCAGAGGGAGGAGGCCUGCUGAUUGGUGGACACGCCUGGUACUGGGCACAGACACACCAUGGGCAAAACGCAUUAACAGAUUUCUCAGGAAACAAGAUCCUGAACAAAAUGGGCUUGAGUCUGUUGGGGGCAACAAUUGGUGGAGGAUUAUACAAGGCCCCUGUUCCCAGCCAGGCCAUCAAAGACACCUACCACUUCCGCCACCUUCUACAUUGCUUCGCUGGCCAUGUAAACCAGGGGAAGGAACUCAGCAAGCAUGAAGAGGAAUGUCUUACAAAGCUGGGCCAGGACUGUGCCAACUACUUGCACAUGAAUGCUCAUGACUCCUCCUACUAUGCACAAGUGGUGUCCACUCUCACCGACAUUGUAAAGAAGUCAGGCAUGCCACAGGUGAGUGACAGCUGCCCUGUGAAGAGUCCCAAAGACCACCUGCUCCUCAAUGUGGCGACAGAGGUAUACAAGGUUUCCAAGGAUCCUGAUGCCCUACUGCCCUACCUCAUCAAGCAUAAUCCCUUGAUGCCUGUUGUCUACAACCACAGAAUCAAGAUUAAUGUGAACACAGCAGAAGGGGACGAGUGGAUCAGUACAGGUCUCUACCUCUCUCCUGGUAUGAAGACCUACAUGGCCAUACCACCAGAGAUUGUCAACAAGGAUUGGAAGAUCCAGAUUGGUUGUCAAACAGACAGACUCAGUUCUCAAGAGUUGAAGAGAGCACCAUGUGUUCAUGAACGAUUCACUGUUGACUCAGAGAUGAUGCAAGUGUGGAACCUGUGGGGAGGACUCAUCUAUCUGAUAGCCCCACCCAAAACACAAGUGAAUGGGAUGGAGGCCACAGUGCAGAUGGCUGUACCAGCACCAUAUUACAAAUCUGGUGUGACAACAGCUGCUGAGUGGUCGUUGCUCCGCAAAGCUCCUGCACCAUGGGCAGAGUUGGAGUUUGACAACAUCAUCCUGACUGUACCAUCCGAUUAUGUUCGUAACCUGGAGUGUCCUGAUGAGUUGGCAGCGCACUGGAAUGAGAUCAUGAAGGCCGUUGCUGACCUGGCUGCUAAACCACACAAAUUUCCCCGGAAAGAACGCUUUGUCACAGAUGUGCAGAUUUCCCAUGGUUGGAUGCAUGCAGGUUAUCCUGUCAUGGCAUACAAGGCCUCAGCACCUGAGCUGGUCGGCGUUACCAAUGCUCGGAGCAAAGGUAUUUGGGGCCCCAUCCAUGAACUGGGACACAACCAGCAGAGAAGCUGCUGGGAGUUGCCACCCAACACCACAGAGGCUACAUGCAACCUGUGGUCAGUGUAUGUGCAUGAAGAGGUGCUCGGGAUCAACAGGGCAAAGGCUCAUCCAUGUUUGACUGUAGAAAAUAGAAACAGUCGAAUAAAGGAGUAUGUUGAGGGAGGCAAGAAAAUCAACAGCUGGUCAGUGUGGCUGGCUCUGGAGACAUAUUUGCAGCUCCAGGAGAAGUUUGGCUGGGAUGGUCUGAAGAAGGUGUUUGCUGCCUACCACCAGAUGAGCAACUUUCCAAAAAACAAUGAAGGAAAGAUGAACCUGUAUGCUGAGACUUUCUCCAAGACUGUGGGGUUGAACCUGACUGGAUUCUUCAAGGCCUGGGGUUGGCCUAUCGAAAAAGCCACUGAAGAGAAACUCUCCAACCUGCCUCCGUGGAGUGACCAUCCCAUGGCCCAGUAUGUCUGAACUUCAAACUGCUGCAGAUUAAAAGUGUAGUGGGAUGGGUUCAGUGAUGAUAUAUUUAACAUUAAUUAUUCAAUAGGAAUUUAACUGACUUUCUUUUCUCUUUUGCUGCUCUUGUUUUGUGCAAUAUUUCCAAAAGGAAACGGGAGUUACAUAGUUGUCUGGAUAUAUACAGCUUUUAAAUUCUUUAUCAUCUGAAGAUGAAUUAGAAAAACAGCUGAAAUGUUUUAUUUGAAAAAGCAGCAUCUAUAUCUCUGCUACUUGCUUCACUUUACCUGUCUCAAUCCCUCGUGCUUAACACUACUGUAACUUGUGCCUCAUUAUGGUGUUAUUUACUUUGACAGUACCAGUAAAAGUCACUUACAAGAAAAUGGGUUUUGUCAAAAUAACCCUACUUUUCUUAUGCCUGUGCACAUUGAAUAAUAUUCUCUACUGCCUAAUCUUAAUAUUAUGAGCAACAGUCUUAUAACUAUAUCAGAUGAACACCUGUCUAAUCUAAUGUGUAAUUUAACUACAAUAAUAUUUGCUUUUACUCUCAAUGGAUGUCAAAGACCCCACACAUGACAGCACAGAGGUGAAAGAUCACUGUGCGAGUUUGAAAAACAUUGGUUCAACCAUUUUUGCAAGCAGUGUUGAACCAAUGUGAAAUUGGUGGUCAGAUCAAUGGAAAAAACAUACAAACACCAGUGGGAUCCAUUCCAGUCCAGAAGGGUUCAAAUACUUAGUUAUAGACUUAGACAUGAUAAAGUCAAUGCAUGGAAAGUGUUACAUGCUAGUAGUGAUUGAUUGGUCACUCGGUAUUAUGUUGAAUUAGUUCAUCACAUCACUGUCCUUGCUUUUCUGGGUGUAUUGUUCAACAAGAUAAAUAUCACAUUGUCUCUUGACUCCUCAUUUUCGCCACCACAGCACAUAGAUUUCAGAAAUUGUAGAUAAAAACUAAUUAACUAACUAAUUUCAUGCAAUGAAUCUGAACUUUAAACCUUUUCAUUAGUCAUUGAAAACGCUAUCUGAUAGCCCCACCCAAAACAUGGAUGGACGGGUUCAGGGUCACUGCACCAGCACCAUAUUACAAAUCUGGUGAGUCUGUGAGUAACAGUCUAUAACUAUAUAUGAUGAACACCUGUCUAAUGUGUCUAAUGUGUAAAUUUUCUACAGUGAUAUUUGCUUUAACUGUCAAUGUCUAAGACCCAAAUAAACAAGUGCAAAUACAA